CGUACUUCGAACAACAUGACAACUAUUCAUAGUAACCAGAGGCCUUCAAACAAAUACACGCCUCUAGUCUAUGAAUUCGAGAAGAUUUCCCGCAAUGAUGUUAACAUCGUCGGCGGAAAAAAUGCUUCACUGGGCGAGAUGAUUCGCGAGUUAGGAAAUGAAGGAGUGGCUGUUCCCCCUGGAUUUGCGACCACGUCCCAGUGCUACUGGGAGUUUUUACACUACAACAACAUCAACGAGAGACUCGAGGAGUUAAUCCGGGACUGGCAAGCACGGAAGAUUAGUCUUGCAGAAACCGGCAGGUGUGCCCGAGACCUAUUCCUCAAAGCAGAGUGGCCAAAAGAAGCAAAAGAGACCAUCAGUUCGGCCUAUGAUUCGCUAUCGAAGAAAGUCGGAAUUGUGUCGGUAGACGUUGCCGUACGCUCUAGUGCAACCGCCGAGGAUUUUCCUGAGGCAAGUUUCGCUGGCCAACAAGACACUUUCUUGAACAUUUCGGGGAAGUCAGCCUUAUUUCAGGCUUGCCAAAGAUGCUAUGCAUCCCUAUUUACCGAUAGAGCAAUAUCUUAUCGACAAACUAGAGGAUUUGACCAGUUGAAGGUUGCGCUAUCCAUCGGGGUUCAACAGAUGGUCCGCUCCGAUCUCAGUGGCUCAGGCGUCAUGUUUUCCAUCGACACCGAAAGUGGGUUUGAAAAGAUCGUCUUAAUAAAUGCAGCUUGGGGUCUUGGAGAGAAUGUUGUACAAGGGGCUGUAAAUCCAGACGAGUAUCAAAUUUCCAAACCUUUUCUUAACGAGACUGGCUUGAUUCCGAUCAUCGAGAAGAGGCUCGGCGGGAAGGAGAGAAAGAUGGUGUAUAGCGAAGGGGAGUCAGCAACGAGGAAUGUGCCUACUUCGAGAUCAGAGCAAGAUGUUCUAGUUCUUGACGAUGUUGAGAUUAUUCAGCUCGGUCGAUGGGCAUGCACGGUUGAACGCCAUUAUGGAUACCCGGUGGAUAUGGAAUGGGCGAAAGAUGGUAUCACUAAUCAACUUUUUAUUGUGCUAGCUCGUCCAGAGACUGUGCACUCGGUACGAAGAGUAGGGGAAUUCCAUGAAUAUUCAGUAAAAGCCAAGGGCAAGACGUUGGCAACUGGCUGCUCAGUAGGCAAUGCAGCUGUGGCAGGACGCGUAUGCAUGAUAGGAUCCCCUACAGAUAUUGACACAUUCAUCGAAGGAUCGAUCCUAGUGACCGAAACAACUGAUCCUGACUGGGUUCCGAUAAUGAAGAAAGCACUAGCCAUCGUGACAGAUCACGGAGGUCGAACUUCACAUGCUGCCAUCGUCAGUCGAGAGCUUGGAAUCACUGCUGUUGUUGGCACGAGUAACGCUACCUACGUUUUGCACACGGGCAAAGACAUCACCGUUUCCUGCGCCGAGGGAGAGACGGGGUAUGUCUACGAAGGCAUAGCUGAUAUCACUUCGGAGUCCAUUGACGUUUCAAAACUUCCUGCGACAAGUACAAGGGUUAUGCUCAACUUAGCAGACCCAAGCGCAGCGAAUCGCUGGUGGCGCUUACCUUGCGAUGGUAUCGGCCUAGCACGAAUGGAGUUUGUUUGGAACAACCACGUUCGCAUCCACCCAAUGGCGCUUCUGCACCCUGAUCGGAUAACCGACGAGGCUACUCAGCAGAAAAUCAACAAACUUACCACAGGUUAUGAAGACAAAUCGCAGUACUUCGUGGACAAGUUAGCCCUUGGCCUUGCUCGCCUGUGUGCCUUGGUAUAUCCGAAACCAGCUAUUAUUCGAUUAUCAGAUUUUAAAACCAACGAGUAUGCAAAUCUCAUCGGCGGAAGUUCAUUUGAGCCGAAGGAAGAGAAUCCAAUGAUUGGGUGGCGUGGAGCUUCUCGAUAUUAUUCUUCGGCAUACAAAGACGGCUUCUCCCUGGAAUGCAGAGCCAUCAAGCGAUUGCGGUAUGAGAUAGGUUUCAUGAACGCAGUGGUCAUGGUUCCGUUCUGCCGUACUAUCCAAGAGGCGAUCAAGGUUCAGAACGAGCUCUCUCGACACGGGCUACGACGAGGAGCGGAUGAUUUGCAGAUUUACGUGAUGUGUGAGAUUCCAUCCAACGUAAUACUGGCACAGGAAUUCGCGAAUCAUUUUGAUGGGUUCUCAAUUGGUUCUAAUGAUCUUACACAGCUGGUUCUUGGUAUCGAUCGCGACUCAGGAGAGCUUUCGUCUCUGUUUUCCGAAAAAGACGAUGCAGUCAAGUGGAUGAUUGCAGAGGCGAUAGCAAAAGCACACAAGGCGAAGCGAAAGAUUGGACUUUGUGGACAAGCACCUAGUAAUGAUCCGUCAUUUGCAUCCUUUCUUGUGAAAUGCGGCAUCGAUUCAAUCUCUGUUACUCCAAGCAGCUUUAUUGCAGUCAAAUUGAACAUUGCUGACGCGGAACAUGAAAAUAGGGAAACUCUUUUCCGUAUGUAG
Messenger RNA from Aaosphaeria arxii CBS 175.79, 2451 nucleotides. RefSeq names its product phosphoenolpyruvate synthase. NCBI's taxonomy places the organism in Eukaryota, Fungi, Ascomycota, Dothideomycetes, Pleosporales. Gene Ontology annotation, biological process: pyruvate metabolic process; phosphorylation. Gene Ontology annotation, molecular function: ATP binding; pyruvate, water dikinase activity. The record is from RefSeq and is a predicted model, not a curated record. The transcript has a single exon. The coding region runs from base 16 to 2451 and encodes 811 amino acids.